AUUCGAAGAAGGCGACGCUUCGAUAGACAACAAAGACUUCCACAAGAGGAUCUGCUGACAAAUAAGCGAAGAAACAAGGAAGAAGAAAUCACCAACCCGGUCAACAAAAAACAAAGAACAAAGAACAAAAGCCAAACCUUUGAGCAAGCGSAGCCUGGGCUGUGUUGUUUUCUGACCUUUUGUGCAGAGCCAUCGACGAAUUCUGUCGCAAAUACGAGUGCCCCCCUUCCCAAAAUCGAAGAGUCUCGACGCCGCACACGAAUCAAGCACCAUGGUGUCGAACCAACGAACACGGAAGGAGAAUCUGCCGUCGUUCGUCCGGACAAUCUUGCUGAUGUGGCUGGCGUCGUUUGUUUCAUGGACCACCACGGCAGAUGCCCAGCAAGAAGCAAAGGCCUCGGCUCCGAAGUACGUCCUGGUGGAGGACCACAACCACGUCGUCUCCCACCUGGUGGAGUUCGCGAGGGACGGAACCCUCCGCUCCCACUCGGAUCAGGCCUCCGUCGAGGCCGAGAUCAAUCCCAACGGGGCAACCCUCGUGCACAUCGACAGCCACGCGGACAUGGGCCUGACGGUCGGCCUCUUGGAAAUACCAUCUAGAAACCUCCGGACCGUCCUCCCCUCCCUCGAAACCGCGACCGCGCUGCAGCUCAUCGAGCACUCGGUGAUCAACGACUUUCUUCUGCUGCUGGGAUACAUGGGAAUCGUCGAACACAUUGUCUUUGUCGAACCGCCCUGGUCCUUCCUGCUGAACGAGGCCCACUACACAACGAUCGAAAUCAGCAUGGUGCUCGUCGACAACAAAGACCACGAGGACGAAAGGAUCCUGUACGCGAGCCUCCGGAACUCGGACAGAACCACCUUUUCUACACCCGUCACAAAGGAUAUACUCUUGGAUGUUGCCUAUGCCCUGGACGACGAGGACGAGUCGGUGAAGGUUGUUCCCCACGCCGUGCUCCUGAAGAUGAGCGGCGGGGAGCCGAUUCGCACCGUCCGGUUUACCACCCUCCCUUACGAGGGCGCGGUCGCAUCGAUCCGGAAAUUGCUCGACGCCGAUGGCGACGAGCAGAAGGACGUUGUUCUGGACGUAGAUCUCGACGCCUUUUCCACCACGUCCCCGGGGGCGCUUUCCGUCCUGCAGACUUUUUUCCACGAGGAAGACACCACCGACGUUUUGACGCGGAUCUUUCACACGGUUCACGGAGAGGCGGUGUGCGAUUUCGAUGCUUUGUACUGGACGCGCCUCAUCGAGSAAAGCACCAUCGGCAACGAGGAGGGUGCCGGUGUUGAGGUCUGCCAAAACGACAGCAUGAGCUACGUGUAUGGCGAGUCCUUUUCACCACCGUCUAGCACCGACGACGAUAUGAGCUCGCUGGUGCACCGAAUCGUUUCCGAUCGGGCGAAUGGUAUCGUCGAGGCACUGGAUUUGUAUCCCUCGAUGGAGGACGAAAUGGUGGAGGAGCUAGGGAUGGUAAUAGAGUUCUACCUCCCGUUUCUCAAAGAUCACGGCCUCUACGAUGACAAAAUGCUCGUCAAGUUGCUGGAUUCCUUCAUGAUCCAGCCGUUCUACGUGCCAACCGAUCAGGAGACCAUAAAACUGACCAUGGACUUUUACUUUGACGUCCUCUUUCGAGGGAUCUUUGGGGAGAGAAAGGGCAAAGCCGGCAAUGGAAACGUUCCUGGCCGGAUCCCAAAGGUAGUAAACAUAGUUCGGUCCCCCUUUUACAUGCCCGAUCAGCAUCUGGAUUAUGUCGAAUGCGAGGCAUUUAGGCGAUUCCUGAAGCUUUUUGGGCAGGAUGCAAACGGUGAGGAACAAAGCCGGCCUCUGCUCUAUCAUUCCGACGAGGUGGACCCCGACCGGACCGGUUGCCUGCAUCUAGAGGACAUGCUGCCGGACAAGCAGCGAUUCAGUAUUGGAAAAAACGAACACAUCAAUCCCGAAGACUGGACCACUACAACCAAAGCGUAUGCUUGGUUCUUUGAGCCCGGCGAUGACGAGUACAAGUCGGAUCCAAUCUCUGUCGAGUUUAUAAACGAGCACAAAGAGCCCCUCGUGGUCACCGCCAAGGACGGCAACAGAACCGUGGAUUUCCGUGUUCCACCUGGAGGAACGGUCACAAGCGAGACCGACCACUUGUCCAAGUGGAGGAUCCGCUCGGAGAGGGACGAUAGCACCUCGAGACUGCCAAUCAAGAAAACAGUCUUUUUCAGCGGCAAAAACGGCAAGCGACAAACCUAUGGGUCGGUUGCCGGGAACGUCCCGGUCCAUCACUCGACACCCGUGACACUGGAGGUUACCAAUCCCGCCGGUAGCGGCGUGGACAUUGAGCUCCGCCCGGUGGAUACAGCGGAAGCCAGCAGGGGCGAGGCCGGAAACCAAACAGCGUUUGACUUGACCUUAUCCCAGGGGUUCGUUAUGACGAUGCGUGCCUUCCAUGGAGAGCGCUGGUCGGUCCACAACGUUUCGAAUCCCGACGCACUCGAGCACCUCGGCGAAGUGGUGGCCAACGCCACCCUCGGAGACAUCCACUCGGUGGUUCUCUUUGGCGAGGACGGGGGGGAAGCCGGCGGUGAGCUGUAGCGCCAAGAGGAAAAAGCGACGUGCGACG
Messenger RNA from Pseudo-nitzschia multistriata, 2609 nucleotides. NCBI's taxonomy places the organism in Eukaryota, Bacillariophyta, Bacillariophyceae, Bacillariales, Bacillariaceae. The record is from the annotation of a GenBank genome assembly.